UUUUUAUUUUAAACUGCAGAUUUUCUUGGGAAGUGGUGGCCCAUGAAACAAUUUCAUUCUUGGGGACUGAUGCCCCUAAGCAAGUACUCCUUUUUUAAAGUAGAAUGAAUGUCUUUGAUACCUCUGCAUUAGCCAGAUUGGACAUAUGUAAAGAGAGACAUCAGUAUAUCUGGAUUAUCAGAUUUUAUGGCCUUCUCUCAUACUAUCAGAUCUUAAAUAAGAUUAUGUGUUGGUGAAUCAUGUUAUUCUUGGUCUCUGGCCUCUUAAACAGGUUGUGCUUUAAGAAGACUAUAGGGGAAGAACAAAUUUUCUUCUUGCUGCAAAAGUUGCAAUAGAAAAUCUGAAGAUUUGAAGGGACCAAUGAGCAUUCUAAUCAUUGAGGCAUUCUAUGGAGGAUCCCAUAAACAGCUGGUGGAUCUUCUUCAAGAAGAGUUAGGAGACUGUGUCCUUUAUACCCUUCCUGCAAAGAAAUGGCAUUGGCGAGCACGGACAUCAGCUUUGUACUUCUCACAGAAUAUUCCUGCCAGUGAGCAUUACAGGAUCCUCUUCGCGAGUUCAGUGCUUAACCUGACCGAACUGGUUGCCCUUCGGCCUGACCUUGGGAAAUUGAAAAAGAUUCUGUACUUCCAUGAGAACCAGUUGGUAUAUCCUGUCAAGAAAUGUCAGGAAAGAGAUUUCCAAUAUGGAUACAACCAAAUUCUCUCAUGCCUGGUGGCUGAUGUGGUCGUGUUCAACUCAGUUUUUAACAUGGAGUCAUUUCUCACUUCUAUUGGGAAAUUUAUGAAGCUGAUUCCUGAUCACAGACCCCAGGGGCUGGAAAGCAUCAUCAGACCCAAGUGCCAGGUUCUUUACUUUCCCAUCAGGUUUCCUGAUGUGAGCAGAUUCUCUGAAAAGAAAUGCUGCUUCUUUGUUUCUUACCUUCUAAGAUUCUUGCCCCAACACAAAGCACUCCAUUUACAGAAGAUACUCAGCCUUAAAGAAAAUGGCACUGCUGCUCAAUCCAUGGCCCUUCCAUUCCAAGAGGAGCAGACAGGGUCUGAGAAUUUAUUGAAGAGUCUUGAUGCAGAGUCUGGACCCUGUGAUGUUACACAACAAGAACACCUGGGUAGCUCAGCAAGGCAGGAGUCGUACUUGAAAACAUUCAGUGCAUCGGAUAAUUCAAGCUCUCAUCAUGAGGAAAACAAACAAAAUCCAUGUGACGUUUUGCGUGGAGCUGACGAUCACCAAAAACCAUUACAUAUUGUUUGGCCUCACAGGUGGGAGCAUGAUAAAGAUCCAGAGAGUUUUUUUAAGGUAUUGAUGCAUCUUAAGGACUUGGGACUCAACUUCCACGUAUCUGUCCUUGGAGAAACCUUCUCAGAUGUCCCAGAUAUAUUUUCAGUGUCCAGAAAGGCCUUGGGAUCUUCUGUCUUACACUGGGGCUACUUACCCAGCAAAGAUGACUAUUUCCAAGUACUGUGCAUGGCUGAUGUUGUCAUCUCAACAGCUAAGCAUGAAUUCUUUGGAGUGGCAAUGUUGGAAGCUGUGUAUUGUGGUUGUUACCCACUAUGUCCCAAAGAUUUGGUUUAUCCCGAGAUAUUUCCAGCUGAAUAUCUGUAUUCUACACCUGAACAGCUUUCAAAAAGGCUCCAGAAUUUCUGCAAGAGACCAGAUAUUAUAAGAAAACAUCUCUAUAAGGGUGAAAUGGCUCCUUUUUCUUGGGCAGCCCUACAUGGUAAAUUCAGGUCUCUGCUCACAACAGAACCUAGGGAAGAUUUGUGACAGAUGGGGCUAAGUCACAAACUUGCAGCCUAAGGCAGAAUCUGUAGAACUUUCCAGAGUGUGCCCAUAUUUACCUGAUCAGAGAGAAAAGAAAAUCUGCAGAGGAAGCUGAGCCUGGCUGCUUGUCAUAGCUGACACAGAGCCAUCUGCCACAAACCUGUGGCGGCUUCAGAUCUCCAAUCCCUGCCACCACCCCAACUCAAAUUAAAUACAGAUUCCUAGAGACGUUAUGAUGGUUACACAUGUCCUCGGCAUCGCAUGGAGGAGACUGUUCAAAAAAAAUAUGUGGCCUGUUGUAUAACCGCACUCAUGUAUCCCAUAUGUGGUGCCACAUUGAAUUUCCGGUUGAAUCCGUUUUUAUCCUUUGUACUGGAUGACAUGGUGCCUGAAUUCUUUCUUUUUGCCGACACGAUGGCAGCCAAACUGCAGCUUCAAACGCUUUCACUUGGCUGGGUUUCUACCUAGGUUGCCAGGUUAUCAAUGGAGCCUUCUUGUGUCCUCAAAGGGCCACAGGGGCGGAAAGGAGGAUCAGAAUGCCACCGACUAAUUGGGCAGCCAUCUCCGAAUUGUUUGUGGGCAAAGGGCUGCUUUAGCACUUUUCUUUUAGCAAAUUAAUGACUCCCUGGCACAGGGGUUUUUAAGUGAAGGUAGUAAGGGGUCUGGCAGGUAUUCCCAUGAUUCACAGAGUUACAUUUGCAUUUAAUUUAUCUUAAAGAAAGUUGUAAGAUAAACAGCUGUAAUUCAGACAAACAUGGGAAAUACACUAAGUGGGCCAUCUUGCUCAUAAAAUGAACACUGAGAUACUUGUUUUCAUUUUUUUCCAGGGAUAAAAAUAGACAAAUCAAAAUAAUUCUAACAAAACCAGUAAUCUUGAUAUAAAUAUCCAUCAAAAAUAUUUGCAUCCAGCUACAAAUACAAUCUUUUCAAGAUAAAUCACUUAUGAUUCCAAUAGUAAAGCUGCUGUAUUUGUUGAUGUAAAGAUGUUUUGAUUGGCUAGAUUGUAAAAUAAAUUUUUAAUAAAGUGCCCACUGCAAUUUUUAAUUAACAUAUCUCAUUUCCGUGUAAGUGUAUACAUCAUCUAUCUGUAUGUUUCUCUCUGAACACUUUGCUUGUGUCGGAGACAACGAACACAAUUGUUUCUUUUCCGGAUGAACAAGGAUCUGUUUUGCAAAUGUUUGUAAGAUAUUAUGACAUUUCCAAGAUUUUCUUUGCAUUCUGGAAAGCAGGAGGUAAACAUUUGUAGUCAUUAAGGUAAAGUCUGUUGAUAAACCAUCUUCUGUUUACUGACAGGUAAAUUGUAACUUUCCUAGCUUUUGAAAUGAAUAGCUUCUAUAAGCUGCAGAGUGAGGAGCAGCCAGGGAGAGGAGGGAAGACAAGGGCCAAGUUUGGCUCUCUGGCUUCUAGAAGGAUUAAGUAGUCUAGCAGGCAUCCAAGAUAGAGCGGGCACUGGUUCCAAAGUCUAGUAGAAGCCAUUUGACAGGUAGCAAAAGUGUAAGCAGGAACUAGAUCAAGGUCAGGGGGCCAGAUAGAACCCUCCAGAGAAAAGCAAUCUUGCAGAUCAGAAAAAGCAGGAGUUCAGUGCCCAUGAAGCUAGGGAAUUUAAAAGCAAGACAAGUAAGAAGCAGAAACAGCAAGCUCUGUCUUUACACAGAGUCCUCUCCAGAACCAGUGUGAGAGACAUAUGUAUCAUGGAAAUGACAGCAGAGGCUUGGAGUCCUUGCCUUCUGAGAAGUCACUGAACAAAUUACCCCCUGACCCAUAAAACAAAAGGCUCAAGAAUUAUUUGAGAAGUCCUUCUGGUCUGAGAAUCUAUCAGGUGUGCUCCUUUUGAGUGCAAAAGUUAAGAUGUAAAUAUGCCUAGGAGGUUCUUAGCCUCCUCCUGAGCAGGUUUUAUCCUCAAAAAUGAGAUGCUUCAGUCAGAAGGGUGCCGGGUCAUAGCUCAUGUCUCUCAAAAUAAUAAUAUAUUCUCACCACCAAGAAACAGUGCUUAGUUUACUGUGCUUUACUCUCCUGAAAACGAGCUUACAUUUUAAAGUAAACAAGAUACUAUAUGCACAGCUAUCCAUAUAUGUUUUCUCACUAAUUGGUGGGAAAACAACAUUAAUUACCAUUCAGAUAGUACAUCCAAAACAUUUAAAUAUAUUCUUGAUUUUGGCAAAUACUAUAUUGCAAGUUACCUGUACAUGACGAUUUUUUUUUCUGUAUUCAUAAGUUCUUGUCUUUAGCUGUGAUCAGCAUUCCUUCAAGAAUAAAAGUUUAAAGUUGUCA
Phacochoerus africanus (Common warthog) is the source of this 4029-nucleotide messenger RNA. It is a transcript of the gene QTMAN, whose product is annotated as glycosyltransferase like domain containing 1. Bases 361 to 1761 code for a protein of 466 amino acids. Lineage: Eukaryota; Metazoa; Chordata; Mammalia; Artiodactyla; Suidae. The record is from RefSeq and is a predicted model, not a curated record. The transcript has 14 exons. Gene Ontology annotation, molecular function: glycosyltransferase activity.